Peromyscus maniculatus bairdii (prairie deer mouse) is the source of this 2803-nucleotide messenger RNA. The record is from RefSeq and is a predicted model, not a curated record. NCBI's taxonomy places the organism in Eukaryota, Metazoa, Chordata, Mammalia, Rodentia, Cricetidae.
GCCAACCGGCCUCCCUCGAUUGCCUCUCUCGCAUUCAUUUUCUGAAGCCGCCGCACCGAGCAGGACCCACGCCGCAGGACCCCUCCAGGGGUUCCCAGGGGAGGAGGGGUCACCAAGGAGUGACCGAUGUAAGAUCCUGGACCACAGCUAUCUGAUGGGGCUCCAGGGAGGUCCACCCUCCACCUAUUUCGUAAACAGCUUUUAAACACUACAUGAAAGCCCAUUCCCAAGAAGACUUACUCCUCCGUGAUGGAGAAAUAUGAAAAAAUUGGGAAGAUUGGAGAAGGCUCCUACGGGGUGGUGUUCAAGUGCAGAAACAGAGACACGGGUCAGAUCGUGGCCAUCAAGAGGUUUCUGGAAACCGAAGAUGACCCAGUCAUCAAGAAAAUCGCCCUUCGAGAAAUCCGCAUGCUCAAGGUACUUGAUUCGCUUUUUCUGGCUCAGCUCUUGGAAGUUUUUGAAAGAAAAAAUUCAAAGCAUUUGUUAUUUUUGUAUCCACACCAUCGCACCCGACUCCACCUCCUCUCCCGAUACAGAAGAGGGGUACCAGAACAUCUCAUGAAGAGCAUAAUUUGGCAGACACUGCAGGCUGUAAAUUUCUGCCAUAAACACAACUGCAUACAUAGAGACGUAAAGCCAGAGAACAUUCUCAUCACGAAACACUCAGUCAUUAAGCUCUGUGACUUUGGCUUUGCCCGGCUUCUCACUGGACCAGGUGACUACUACACAGACUAUGUGGCCACCAGGUGGUACCGCUCACCUGAGCUGCUGGUGGGGGACACACAGUAUGGCCCCCCAGUAGAUGUCUGGGCAAUCGGCUGUGUCUUUGCUGAGCUGCUGUCCGGAGUGCCUCUGUGGCCAGGAAAAUCGGAUGUGGAUCAGCUCUAUCUGAUAAGGAAAACCCUGGGGGAUCUCAUUCCCAGGCACCAGCAAGUAUUUAGCAUGAAUCAGUACUUCAGUGGGGUGAAAAUUCCAGACCCUGAAGACAUGGAAACCCUCGAGUUGAAAUUUCCAAACAUCUCCUACCCUGCCCUGGACUUCUUAAAGGGAUGCCUCCACAUGGACCCUGCUGAGAGGCUGACAUGUGAACAGCUGUUGCAGCAUCCAUAUUUUGACAGCCUUCGAGAAGUUGGGGAGUUGACAAGGCAACAUGACAAGUCAGUGAGGAAGACCCUGAGACAGAGUCGGAAGCACCUGACCGGGUUGCAGUACCUACCUCAGCUAACUAGCAGCAGCAUCCUCCCAGCCUUGGACAAUAAGAAGUACCAGUGUAGUACCAAGAAAUUUAACUACCAUUUUCCAAAUAUUUAAGGAGCAGACAGAGUGAUGAAGAACCAAUAAUUUGAAGAAAAAAAAAUGUCGACAUUUGAUUCCUGUAGUGACCACAUAUCAAGAGAAAACACAGACAGGAGAAGCUGGAGGCCGCUUGGCAAGAUAUGAAGAGAAAUUCCAGAUCCAGACUCCCAUGCUUGGUGGAGCUGUCCAGAGAAGAGAGCAAAAGCUUGGGGUUUCACCGUUUGCUUAUCUAAGCAGCGGAGCUUGAAGACUGAACAUGAACGGUGUCUACUGCCCGUAGCCGCAACAGAUGAUGUCGAAAGGACUUCUGCUUCAGUUUGCCAUAUGCCACGUGGGGAAAGCGGAUUAUGAAAUGUCCACAUGCGUUUCUUUAGAUCUGUCUUGCCUUGAGUCCUAUCUCUACUGUUGUUUUCAAAUCAUAUUUAAGUAUGAUUUUAGUCCCUGAAGUCAGAAUGUCUGUGAUUCUAUUUCCUAUUUGCUCUUUCUUGAUUUUUCUGUUUGAAGACAUGUUUUAGGAUAUCUAAUUUGAUAGAAAUAUCUCGUCUUAAAACUUUGUAGGUUUUAUGCUUGUAUAACCAAUGAGAUACUUAUACAUCUCUUGCAUUUACUUUUAUCUUUAUCCUAAGAAAGGAUGCAUCAGAAAGGGAUAGAUAGAACAAGACUCACAGGCCUCACAGAAAGAACCUGUCAGCCAGAAAAUAAUUAUCACUCUGUUUUUCAGCUCACCCUCACACCUGAAGGCUGUUCUAUAAGCAGAACUCACAUGAUCUGGAUUUAGACAUAACUGCUUGUGGACUUUAAUGUGAAUCAGGAAACACGCAGAUUGCUAAUUGAUAUUCUCUCCUUAAAGUAUCUCUUAUUACAUUAUAUAUAUCAUGUCCAUGUAUAUGUCUGUGAAUACACACACUCACACACAUGUACACAUAUGUAUGUGUACAUACCAUGCUAAUGAAUAGAGUACAACAAACGAGGAAGUGGUAAAACGAACACAGGGGAUUUCUAAACAGUGAGACUUAAAAUUAAAAUGACCUUCGACUCGGUUUAUUGUUGCGGAUAGCCAAGCUUUUCUUCGCUGCCCCCUGGACACGGGCAUGUAAGCCCGUCUCAGUUUCUCUCUGUCAUUUCCGGUUGGUGCUCCUGGUUCACAGGAGUUCUCAGACAUGCAUUUCAAAGCUCUAUUUUCCUGCACCUUUACAACAUUUCUGCUGCACUCUCAUUUUUCUUCCUGGGUUAAUUUCAUGACAUCACUUAGCCCCGCUCACUUCCUGCUACGCAGUUUACUUAAUUCUGUUCAAUAACCUUGGCUACUCCAAGGCAAAUUAAGGCUUCCUAAGUAUAUGAAGCUUCUUCCAUAGACCUGACGGUGGGUUAAAUAACAGCCCCGGUGUUAUUCAAUUCCUCUUAAAUAGCCAUGUUAAAUGACAAGGAAGGGUAUCAACUUCUGUGAAUAGUUAAAAUUGCCUCCCCCAACCCUCUUCUUAAAUCAAUAAACAUGUAUUUGAAGGAA